CCUGAUGGCGGCGGCUAUGGCGGCGGCGCUGCGGGGACCUGGCGCGCGCUUCCGGUGGCGGCAGCUGGCGUCGGCGGGCGGGGCCCGGGGCGCGGCGCGGGGCGCAGCAGGGCAGUGGGACUAUGACCUCCUGGUCAUUGGUGGAGGAUCUGGUGGCCUGGCUUGUGCCAAGGAAGCUGCUCAGCUGGGACGGAAGGUGGCUGUGGUGGACUAUGUGGAACCUUCUCCCCGAGGCACCAGGUGGGGCCUCGGUGGCACCUGUGUCAAUGUGGGCUGCAUCCCCAAGAAACUGAUGCACCAGGCGGCACUGCUGGGGGGCAUGAUCCAGGAUGCCCGGCACUAUGGCUGGGAGGUGGCCCAGCCCAUCUCCCACAACUGGAGGAAGAUGGCGGAAGCUGUUCAAAACCAUGUGAAAUCCCUGAACUGGGGGCACCGAGUCCAGCUGCAGGACAGAAAAGUCAAGUACUUUAACAUCAAAGCCAGCUUUGUCAAUGAGCACACAGUUUGUGGCAUCACCAAAGAUGGGAAAGAGACUCUGCUUUCAGCUGACAACAUCGUCAUCGCCACUGGAGGGCGGCCACGGUACCCCACGCACAUCGAAGGUGCCCUGGAAUAUGGAAUUACAAGUGAUGACAUCUUCUGGUUGAAGGAAUCCCCUGGAAAAACGUUGGUGGUCGGGGCCAGCUAUGUGGCCCUAGAGUGUGCUGGCUUCCUCACUGGGAUCGGGCUGGACACCACUGUCAUGAUGCGCAGUAUCCCCCUCCGUGGCUUCGACCAGCAAAUGUCUGCUCUGGUCACAGAGCACAUGAUGUCCCACGGCACCCGGUUCCUGAGAGGCCGCACCGCCACCCGGGUCAGGAGGCUCCCGGCCGGCCGGCUCCAGGUCACCUGGGAAGACUGCGUCUCUGGCAGAGAGGACACAGACACCUUUGACACCAUCCUGUGGGCCAUCGGUCGAGUUCCAGAAACCAAAAGUUUGAAUUUGGAGAAGUCUGGGGUGAAAACCAGCCCCAUUAGUCAGAAGAUCCUGGUGGACUCUCAGGAUGCCACCUCUGUCCCCCACAUCUAUGCCAUAGGUGACGUGGCAGAGGGGCGGCCUGAGCUGACACCCACGGCCAUCAUGGCUGGGAAGUUCCUGGCCCAGCGGAUCUUCGGCCAGUCCUUGACUCUGAUGGAUUACGACAGUGUUCCCACCACUGUCUUCACUCCGCUGGAGUACGGCUGCAUGGGGCUGUCUGAGGAGGAGGCUGUGGCACGCCACGGGCAGGAGCAUGUCGAGGUUUAUCAUGCCUACUACAAACCACUGGAGUUCAUGGUGCCCGGGCGGGAUGCGUCCCAGUGUUACAUCAAGAUGGUGUGCCUGAGGGAGCCCCCACAGCUGGUGCUGGGCCUGCACUUCCUCGGCCCCAAUGCAGGUGAAGUUACUCAAGGAUUUGCUCUGGGGAUCCGGUGCGGCGCCUCCUAUGCACAGGUAAUGCGCACAGUGGGUAUCCACCCCACCUGCUCCGAGGAGGUAGUCCGGCUGCGCAUCUCCAAGCGCUCAGGCCUGGACCCCACAGUGACGGGCUGCUGAGGAUAGGCCGCCAUCCCUGCCUCACCAAGGGUACACAGCAUGCUCCACACCACCAGGUUCCUCAUCCCUGCGUCCAGGACUGCUGAGGCCAGGCCUGUGAGAUGGUCAGCGUGGUGCCCAAGUGUCUGGAUGGACAGCCUGUAUGCCCUGCAGGGACAGUUUGAGGGGCUGCGUGCCCCCACACCCACACCGCUCACCACCACCCCCCACCUGGGCCAGCACCCCCAGGCUCCUGAUGCCAGAUAAUGACGCCCUGGACAGAAACCCACCCAAUGGGCUGCCCAUGUCCGAGUUCCCCUGGUAUCUCUGGAGUAUAAAUAAAGAGGGUGUUUUCUAAA
Otolemur garnettii (small-eared galago) is the source of this 1911-nucleotide messenger RNA. It is a transcript of the gene TXNRD2, whose product is annotated as thioredoxin reductase 2. The record is from RefSeq and is a predicted model, not a curated record. Gene Ontology annotation, biological process: cell redox homeostasis; cellular response to oxidative stress; glutathione metabolic process. Gene Ontology annotation, cellular component: mitochondrion; cytosol. Bases 5 to 1573 code for a protein of 522 amino acids. Gene Ontology annotation, molecular function: glutathione-disulfide reductase (NADPH) activity; flavin adenine dinucleotide binding; thioredoxin-disulfide reductase (NADPH) activity. Lineage: Eukaryota; Metazoa; Chordata; Mammalia; Primates; Galagidae. The transcript has 18 exons.